GCCAGGAUAAUCAACAUCCAAGAGAACCCAAAUUUGUUUGAAAUUCUCAGAUCACAAAAGCGCAGCUACAAAUUGUCUUUGGAGGAUGAAAGCAACAAGAGAAAGGUCCUCAAGCUUGCUGCAGGUGUUGAAGAUCCGCAGGAACAACUUCUUUGUUCUAUCUUGCUUGCAUUAUGCAUGAGAAGGAGAGGCACAAAUUUCUAUGGCCAAGAAUAAUGUUGCAGAGCGAUGGACUCCAGCAACGACCAAGAUGAAAUUUCAAGAGCCACUUCUUGUUCGAUAUCUUGGAUGUUUUCAGCAACCGUCAACAUCUGUGGCAUUCAACAUUUCUAAAAGGGCGGUUAAAAUCGAGUAAUUCGAAUAAUGUAGCCUCCAUUUCCAGGAUCAGAGAUGAAGUGCCGCCGCCCACUUCUGGGUUGAAUGUUUAUCAAGAGUAAAAGGAGAUUCCUUAAGCAUGGCAGCUUGAAAUCACAAGCAGUUCAACUCAACAUGGUCACCGCUAUGUGGCAGGUUUGAAUCUUCACCCCAAAACCUGAACAAAGAGCCCAACCAGUAAACGACUUCAAAGCGGCUGCAGGUUGGAAUUUAGGUAGCUAGAAGGAGUAUAAAUAUGCAUGGAAAAUCAAAUUCAUAUGUGCAUAACAUUGCUCUACUUCGUGGAGAGCUCGUGAGGGGAACUGGAAAACCCCAGGAGUUUACAAGGUCAAUUAAGAUGAACUUGUGAAGAAUCGGGACAUUAUUUAGCCAUGGAAAGCAAAAAUACAAAGGAAUUAGAAGCAGAUAUUCUGGAAUAUAUUAAACAGCUCGAUACCACUGUUGGCUCUGCAACUCAUGUCAAUGAAGUUAUAUGUGCACUCCAGCCCUUGGCAUCCAAGCUAUUCAAUGUUCAAAAACAACCAGGUUAUAUUGUGCAAGACAAUGCAAAGCAGGCAGUUGGGAUUCAAAGCUGGAAAGAUAUUGCUCAUGAAGCCUUCAGACAUUCCUUCUAUAGUGGCGUUGCAUUUCCAACUUUGUCAAAAGUGUUACUUUUCGAAGUUGCUUCGAAUUGGUUAGCUUGCUUCCCCUUGUCAGCUCGUGUGUCAGUGUUUGACAAGUUUUUUCUAUAUGCACCAGCAAGUGAGGCAUUGCAAGCAUUGAUGCUUAGUCUACCUCAUGACCACAGUAAUGCCAGCCAUGAAGAGAUUGAUGUCCAUGCAGUUAGUUCCAAUGCUGAAAGGAUUUUGGCUCUUUGCUUUGUCGAGAAUGAUGGGAUAAAGAGGAUGGCUCUAGAUUUCAGCACUUUGUUUAAGUUCAAAACACAGCAAGAGAACAAGGAAGAGAUUACAGUUAUGGAGAUCUCAAGAAUGGCACAAUUGGUAGCAUCCAUUCCUGAUAAAGUGAGAUUGGAAGCCCCAAGGGUGUUAUCUGCUCACCAGUUCUUCAAGCAGGUCACAACUCAACUACUUGCUGCAGCAGAAGAAAGAUAUAAGCAAAUGUCUGAAAAUGAAAUUUCAAAUAUAGUCAUGGGUGAUGGUGUGCUUACCUUUAUUGGUGAAACUUUUGCAAGGAUUUGUAGGCGUGGGCAUGGAGAUAUUGUUGCAUCUGAAAUGGUUCCGACACUUCUUCAACAUGUUAGGAAAUGCAUAAAUGCAGAAGAUGUGAUGCAUGCUUCAACAGAAUCAGUUGAGACAGGUUGUGGGUUGACAUUUUGGCAAGCUAUCACUACAGCUAUAAAAGAUUCCUAUGCAAUGGAGAGAUGGACUGAAGCUUUACUACGACAUAUGGCUGCUUUAAAUCUUGAUGACAAAGAAGCUUAUUGGAUGAUUUGGACAUUAUUUGACAAGAUAUUUAUGAAUCAAGCAAGUAUCAGGGCGCUAUUUACUGAGAGAUUUUUACUUUGGAAAGUGUUUCCUAUUUCUUGCUUGAGGUGGAUAUUACAAUUUUCUGUCUUCCGUUCUUCACCUGCAUCAAAAGAGCAUUCCCAAGAGGACACAAAUAAUAUUCAACUUAAUAUUGUGAGACAUCUUGUUCAAAUAUGGGCCAAAAGGGACUUUAUUCAAUCGACUUCCAUGGAACAACAGUCAUAUAUUACAGCAGCAAUAGGUAUGUCACUGCAGAAAAUGACCAAAAAAGAACUGGAAUCAUCUGGAGAGCUGUUGCAUUCACUUCUUCAAGGAGUUAGUUGCAGGCUAGAAAGCCCAAUUUCUCCAGUGCGUAGGAUGGCAAGUUGUGUGGCUUUGGUUUUUUCUCAAGUUAUUGAUGCAAAGAACCCUCUCUUUCUGGAUGAUGAAAACUGUGCAGAAGAGAUUCUUGAUUGGGAAUUUGGAGCAGCUGGAACAAGAAAAAAGAGGGCAAAUAUUGCUGUUCAUCCUCCAGUUGGUGAGGACAAUAAUGCUAAGAUACCUAUCCUGGAGUAUCAAAAUGCUGGUGUUCAUAAUGGCAAUGAUAACAAGAAGAUAACCAGCUUGAGUGAGGACAAUAGAGGAACAAACUCCUUGGAUAUCAAAAGUAAUAGAAGGAAAUCUAAUGAACUUAAGGUGGAUGACCCUGAUGAAGUUAUUGACCUAGCGACCUUAAACAGACAAGACUGGACUGAUGAAGAUGACAAUGAAAGUGUGGAGUCCGAAAAUCAGAGUGAAUCUUCUCUACAGCCUUAUGAUAUGUCAGAUGAUGAAUCUGACUUGAAAAGAGAAACACUCCCCUCACAUUUAAGUGAAUGUGUGGCUUCAUUGAGGAAGACAGACAACCCAGAUGCUGUUGAGGGAGCACUUGAGGUCAUUGAAAAGCUUGUAAGAGCAGUUCCAGAUGAACUUAGCAUUGUUGCGGUUGACCUUGUUAGAGCACUUGUCCAUGUUCGAUGUAGUGAUGUAACUGUUGAGGGAGAAGAGGAAUCUGCAGAAGGAAAAAGACAUUGCUCUCUUGUUGCAUUGCUGGUAUCAUGUCCGUUAAGCUCUGUGGAGGUCAUUACAAAGGAACUGUACUCACCAAAUGUUGAUGUCAGUCAACGGCUUUUGAUACUUGAUGUCAUGGCAGAUGCAGCACAGGAGCUUUCUAACAGUAGAGAUCUUAAAAGAGAAAAUUUAAGUGAGGGGGGCAGCUUAUCUACAAUUACCGAGCUGCCCACUAAAUCUGGCAGCAACCCAUGGUACUUACCUAGUAGUAAAAUAUCACCACCUGGGGCUGGUCCUUGGAGGAAAGUUUCUGAUUCAAAAGGAAUGCUAAGUUGGUCUAGUCGUUACGAGAGAGAGCUUCCAUCAAUAUCUGGAAAGAAAAAAUUUGGGAAAUCUAGGAUAUGGGGUCACCAUUCCAUGCAACUUAGGGAGAGGCAACUUCAGAAGUCUGAAACAUGGUCAAUAAACAGAUUCCCUUCCUAUGCUGCAGCUUUCAUGCUUCCAGUCAUGAGUGGAUAUGAUAAGAAGCGACAUGGUGUUGAUCUCCUUGGAAGAGACUUUGUGGUUCUUGGAAAACUGAUAUACAUGCUUGGAGUUUGUAUGGAGUGUGUGGCAUUGCAUCCAGAAGCAUCAGUAUUGGCUCCCGUUCUUCUGGAUAUGCUGAGUUCUCGGGAGAUUUCUAAUCACCCAGAAGCAUAUGUUAGAAGAUCGGCUCUUUUUGCAGCCUCUCGCAUAUUGAUAUCUCUCCAUCCAUCAUUUAUAGCAGCAUCUUUAAGUGGAGGUGAUGCUCAAAUUGCAAAAGGGCUGGAAUGGAUUCGCAAUUGGGCUCUUCGUGUUGCUGAAGUUGAUUCCGACUUUGAGUGUUCUGCGAUGGCUACGGCAUGUGUAGAACUUCAUUCAGAGAUGGCUUUUCAAACCUUCAGGUCAAUGAAAUCUAUAGAUGAAUCUAUGGUUGGUCGUGGUAAUAUAUCUAAUAAUGUACCAAAACACUCUGUCAUACUGCCAGGAUUUAAAAUAUCCAAUCAAAUGUGACACUAUUGAACAUGCUUUGAUUUGCAAUCUACAAUAUGAUUCUAAUAUUUACUCAUAUGUGUCUUCAUGGGAGUUUCAAUUAGCAGCAUUUGCAAAUUUAUUCAUGUGAGUCACAUCAUUUGUUCUUUGCACGAAUCGCCAAAUUUGUACAUGUACAAUUGUUCGGAGCAAUUUAAAUUUUUCUGACAUGCUACUUGCAGUUUGGUCUGCAGCAUAUUACAAUAUUUUCAAUAUUUGGUCGCAUUGAACUUCUAGUGCUGCAGUAUAGGAGAUUUUGCUAUUCGGAAUUAUAAUGUAAAGCUCAUUUUGCACAAAAUUAUUGAUUGUGUAUAUAAUUCAAUGCUUA
This is a messenger RNA of Cryptomeria japonica (Japanese cedar), 4248 nucleotides long. RefSeq lists its product as uncharacterized. Gene Ontology annotation, biological process: protein stabilization; telomere maintenance via telomerase. Gene Ontology annotation, molecular function: telomeric repeat DNA binding; Hsp90 protein binding. Gene Ontology annotation, cellular component: cytosol. The record is from RefSeq and is a predicted model, not a curated record. The transcript has 16 exons. Bases 747 to 3902 code for a protein of 1051 amino acids. Lineage: Eukaryota; Viridiplantae; Streptophyta; Pinopsida; Cupressales; Cupressaceae.